GUUUCAACCCGGUGUCCGAAAAGUUUUGAAAUAAAAACAACAUAAAAUUGUUGUCAACCAAAUACAGAAAAAGUGCAAUGCCUGUCCCGCUUCCAGAAUCUGACUCCGAGGAUGAGCUUCCGCCAGCCUGGGAAGAACGGGCAACCAACGAAGGAUUUGUUUAUUACGUUCAUCAUCAGAGCAAAACAACCCAAUGGACUCAUCCCAGAACGGGGAAAAUCAAAAGGGUUUCCGGAGAACUUCCACUAGGUUGGAGCAAACAAGUGGAGGAAUCUACAGGAAAAACUAUUUUCAUUGACAAAGCCACCGAGCGGAAAUCAUACAUCGACCCUAGGCUGGCUUUUGCAGUGGAAGAAUCUCCCCAGGUGAUCGGAGAAUUACGGCAACGUUUUGACAGCGGAACAAAUGCAUUACAAGUUUUACAUGGUCGGGAUCUUAGCGGAAAAAUUGCAUUGAUUACCGGGGCAAACACCGGGAUUGGAUAUGAAACAGCACGUUCUCUUGCUCUACAUGGUUGUGAGGUCAUAUUCGCAUGUCGAAACGAGAAAGCAGCGAAACAAGCUAUUGCAAAGUUAACCGCAGAGAAAGACAAUGCAGGAAAGAGAUGCAAUUUUAUAAAACUCGAUUUAUCAAGUUUGCGAUCCACGAGAGAAUGUGCACAGCAAGUGAAGGCUCAAUACGCGCAUAUUGAUUUGCUAAUCCUUAACGCCGGAGUGUUUGCUUUACCCUACAGUACGACGGAAGAUGGUUUCGAAACAACAUUCCAGGUUGCACAUUUGUCUCACUUUUACCUUACCAACCUUCUUUCCAAUCUGUUUGACCACACCACAAGAGUCGUCGUGGUCUCAUCCGAAUCGCAUCGCUUCAGUACACUCCCGACGAGAGAUUUGACGGAAGGUGAACUUUCGCCUCCACCCAAUAAAUUCUGGAGUAUGCUGGCGUACAACAAUGCAAAGCUAUGCAAUGUGCUUUUCGCGUUCGAACUGGCGAAGCGUUGGCAAAAUCGCGGUAUCUGCGUGUUUGCAUUACACCCUGGUAACAUGGUUUCGUCGCAUCUUUCGCGCAACUGGUGGUGGUAUAGAUUUAUUUUCGCGAUAGUUCGACCGUUCACCAAAUCACUCCAACAAGCGGCCAGCACUACGAUUUACUGUGCCACCGCACAUGAGCUGAACGGACUGACCGGGUUGUAUUUCAACAAUUGCUACGUUUGCAAUUCAAGUGUGCUUUCGAGAAACGAACACCUGCAGCAAAGUCUUUGGGAGCUCAGCACAAAAAUGAUAGAGCAAGCAUCGAAAUGAAUUUAUGCAUUCCUCUAAUCAAUCAUUAUUGACAUCAUCGGUCUAAUUUUGAUUAAUAUAAAAUUGUGUGAUACUGAUA
Toxorhynchites rutilus septentrionalis is the source of this 1377-nucleotide messenger RNA. RefSeq names its product WW domain-containing oxidoreductase (gene Wwox). Gene Ontology annotation, molecular function: protein binding. Lineage: Eukaryota; Metazoa; Arthropoda; Insecta; Diptera; Culicidae. The transcript has a single exon. The coding region runs from base 78 to 1298 and encodes 406 amino acids. The record is from RefSeq and is a predicted model, not a curated record.